This is a messenger RNA of Drosophila arizonae, 2437 nucleotides long. RefSeq lists its product as uncharacterized. The record is from RefSeq and is a predicted model, not a curated record. NCBI's taxonomy places the organism in Eukaryota, Metazoa, Arthropoda, Insecta, Diptera, Drosophilidae.
UAAUCCAAUAAUACACAAUAAACGAGAAAGAAACUUUGACGCUUUAAUGGUGGAAAAACCUUUCAGUGUCCAACAGCUGCAUAAAUGUAAAAGUAAACCAACUACAAAGAUUAUUUCCUGUCGCAGCGAGAUUAAAAAAUAAAAACUUAAUAAAACAUAGCAAAGCUGGCCGAGAAUAAGAAGACGAAGACGAAGAGCUGCUGCUGCUUAGGGCGAUGUCGAGACGAAUUGCUUUGUGCUAUAUACGAAAAAUCGAUAGUUGAAGCCGCAGUCGCCGUCACCGUCACAGUCGCCGUCGACGUCGCAGUCGAUAUCAACGUCAACGGUCAGAGUCAAACGAGACGCAAAACGCUUAUUAAAUGUCGGCUAAAAAUAGCCUAAGCAACAACAACAACAACAAAAACUAGGACUAUUAGACAAAGCUACUAGGAAAACGUGACAAACAUGGUCGAUGCUAAGCCACCGCCCACUCGCACGCCCACACCGGGCACCCCGCCGGCGGCAUUCGCCGGUGAAAGAUCGAAAAUUAAAUUAUUUAUGGAACGAACGCCGAGCAUCGGAGCGCUCAAGUCGAAAUUUUUGACAGUGCUGGGCAACAGCAACGAGCUGCUCAAUGGCAUAUCGAAUAAGUUAACUUUGAGCAGCAGUAGCAGCGAUUCGGAUUAUUGCGACGACGAUGAAGAAGAUUUGCCCAAAUUUGAUGAGACAAUUGACUAUACGAAGAUCGAUUUUGAGGGACGUCGCGUGAAAGCGCGCCGUGCACAUGAGGAAAUCAUCUCGAGCCGCUACAGACAGCCGAAUUUGGCGCCACGUCCUCGGUUGGAAUACUCUCGCUCUAGACAUGGCAACCACAAGCAGCGCUCCAGUUCGCCCUCUUCGUCGAGCAGUGGCAGCAGCAGCGAUGACAGCAGCUCCAUUUCGUUGCCGGAGCAAACGGCUGCGCGUUCCCAUGAGGUGAGCAGCACGACCCACUCGAAUUCCCUUGAGUUUGAGUCGCGUCAUUCGGGUGGCUAUGAACGGCAUCGACCCAUUGCGGGCGCUCGUCGCAGCGAGCUGGAUAUGCAGAAGGAUAUGCAGCGUAUUAGCGAGCUGUUGGAGGCUACGGCCACAGCUACGCCUCCCCAAAUCGAUGUUCAACCGCCCACAGAAGGCGGCACCGGUGCUGGCCUAAUAGCACGCCAGCCCUGGGGCGAGGUCAGCUCCAUUCGGUUGCCUGCACGCAGUCGCACCUCGAACAGCAGCACGUUGACCAGUCUGCGAGAUGAGCCCGAUCAGCUGCAGGCCAGCCCGAGCAUGGAGUCCAGCGACUGGCGCAACUUCAUACGCUCCGAGUCGCAGAACUCUGUGCCAUCGUGGGCCUCAUCGAUAAGUUUGGAUUGUCGUGCUGGAGAGGAGCCCGUCAAGGAGUUCAUGAAGCACUUCACUCAUCUGCUCUUUAAUAACUUGGCCGCUGUGAAUCUGGAGCUGAAGUCAGAGUUUGGUGUGCUGCUACGCUUGGAGAUGGGUCGGCUGUGGUUCACUCGGUUUCUCAGCGAGCAGCGCAACAAAUCGAAGCGAAUGGAAACGUUGACAUUCAAUGCAGUCGCUCAAUACUUUGCAUUGGCUCUGUUCGAGUGCGGCGAAUGCGAGGAUUAUGCGCCAGCAGCCGUGCUUAUGAAUCUCUGUUUCUUGUUCUAUCACGAAGUUGAAGUUCCUGGCUGUGAACCUUAUCGCGAGUAUUUGUUCAUAUCGCUGCGUCAGCAACCGCUCUGGCAGCAGCCUCGCUUCUGGAACACCAUCUUCCAAGAUUCCAUGCAGGCCGAACGCGAGCAUCGGCUCAGAGCGCAGUUGCGCCGGCAGCAACGUAAGCAGGCAAAGCAACAACAGCGUCAGGCAGAGGCCGAUGCUACAGUGACUGUGGAGUCUGUAGCAGCAGCUGCUGAGGCUACGCCUGCUCGCAAGCAUGGUGCUGAUUCCCCCUCCAGCUCCUCCCAUCAGAUAGCGCCGCCAGCGGCAGCAACUAAUCGCAAGUCCAGCAAAUGCAGCUUGGGCCAGUCACAGUCCGUCAAGGAGCAGGAGGAUAUUGCAUUUCGGCAAUUGAGUGCCUUUACGUGUAACAUGCACAUCCUGGGCACCACUCAGGAUGUGUGCCUGGACUUUCUGAAGAAACAUGCUGUGGCGCUCAACCUACCAAAGGACAAAGCCAAGCUAAUCAGGGAUAAUGUUUACCGAAUGUAUCAUGAGACGGAGCUGUGGGGUGCUCAACAUACUUAACGAGUGUUUCGCCUAACAAAUCCCAACUUAUUUAAUACCUUACCAGCACUUAUUUUUCGACUAUAAACUAUACUAUAACAAGAGAAAAACGUUUCAAAUUUCGUCUCAGCUAAAUUACAAUUUUUGACUUAAACUAACACUAAUCUUGAUGUAGUUACAAAUUUUUACUCGCAUUGUUGAACUA